UUGGCUAUCCUUGUUGGAAAACUCCGCCUGUGAAAGCCACGUUCGACAGCGCGUGUUGCGAGCGGCAAGGUGUUCAACUCCCCAGAACCAAGAUGGGUUGACGAUUUGGCGAAGCUGUGACCUCCUCUUGCUCAACGCCCGCUCAGCACCCCGGGCAGUACGCACACUGGCAAGUUGGCAUUCGCUUGUGUGUGCGCGAGUCUGUCGUUGCUGUCAUUCCUACGCCUGCUAUAAAUAGGCCCGUCGGUCAUUGACACGAACCUUACACGUCCCACGAUCCCCGGAACACGCACACCCUCACCAUCGGCUUCCAACAACCAACACCGACGAUUCACCCACACAGCAGCAGCAUAGCAGUGCUAGAUAGAGAAAGAAGACAUGGCGGGACCGCACAGUCCCACCCGCCGGGUUCUCUCCGCCAAUCCGCGGCGCCAUGCCGCCACCACUCCCUCCAAAGAACCACCCUCCCGCAAACCCGAACCCCCCAACCUCCCUCCCAGCAACACCGGGCAAAAUCCCAACACCACAAAAGCGUCAAAAGAAACGUCAUCCACCCCCCUCCCCACCCAACUAGCCACCGUCUUUCCCGCCCUCCUCGCCGAAGCCGACCGCCUCACCAAACAAUCCCACUACACCGCCGCCACCUCCCUCUACACCCGCGCCCUCGAGCUCCUGCCCACGCACGCACACGCCUUGUCCUCCCGCGCACGCUGUCUCAUCCUCGCCGGCGACAACGACGGCGCCCUCUCCGACGCCAACCUCGCGCUGAAAUCCGACCCGGACAACGCGCGCGCGCUGGCAUCGAAAGCGGACGCGUUGUUUGCCCGCGGCGAUUUCGAGGACGCGUUGGUGUGGUAUCAUCGCGGCGGAGGGUGUCGGCCGGAUGUGGAGGAGUUCCGACAGGGGGUUGUGAGGGCUACGCAGGCGAUUACGGCGGCCGUGGGCGGGAUCGAUGCGGAGCGGUUGAAGGCGCAACGGAGGAUGGCGCUUGUGAGUGCGGCGGCGGCGGAGGAGGCGGCGGCGGGGGCGGGGAAGAAGAAGAAGAGAGCGGUGCAUCACCCCGGCGCAGUUGGGAAGAAUCUCAGCGCACGGAAUGUGUUUGAUGCCCCGUCACCUCCAACGACAUUGACCCGAACACCCUCAACAACCCUCGCCGCGACCCGUAUUCGCCCCUCGACCGCCUCCCGCCCUUCCUCCGCCCACCACCGCACGCGCCCAACCAGCGCAUCCACCCUACCCCGUGAAACCAUCGAGCGAAACCUCCUAGAAGAACUCUACGACGACCACGCCUUCCUCGCGUCCCUCGCCGCCGACCCGUUGCUCAUGACGGCAGCCGACGGAGCCUUGGCGGCGAUCGUGGAUGAUGGGAGGCACUACAUGGAGGGGAGGUUGGAGUAUUGGAGGGCGAGGAAUCCGAGUGGGAGGCCGGCAAGUGCGAUCAGACGGCCGGGGAGUGGGGUGAGACGGCCCGCGAGCGCAGGGAACAAAGGGAGGCCAGCGAGUGCUAGGAGUGGAGCGAGGCCCGGGGCGGCGACGCCGGUGAGGAGGAUGAAGGAGUGGAUUUGUUGACGGGGAAUGGAAGUGGGGCAUACCCGGCUUGCAAUUUUUUGGUUCUUUUUUGGUACGCUCUCUCUGCCGAGAACAACAACGUGGGGGGAACGCUAGACAGGCCGACCGACACAUUUGGCAUCCAAUU
Molecule: messenger RNA, 1696 nt
Organism: Fimicolochytrium jonesii
Lineage: Eukaryota; Fungi; Chytridiomycota; Chytridiomycetes; Spizellomycetales; Powellomycetaceae
Exons: 1
Coding region: 379-1569 (396 amino acids)
Molecular function (GO): protein binding
Source: RefSeq, a predicted model, not a curated record